CGAAAAGUGUGGGAAAAAAGUGCUGAGCCUCAGUGAACAUUACAAUGAAGAUGAAGUUUUCCUUUGUCUUGUUUCUUUUAUUAGAUAUUCCUCAUCUAAAAGGGCAGCAGAGGAUCGAGGAGUUUGAACACGUCCUGCUGAGACUCGCCUUCCCUUCAGUUUACAAUACUUACAACAAGUCUUGCUGUAAACUCUAUCCAGGAGGAUGCUACAAGCUGCUGGACAGUGCAGGAUUUACCUGCGAUUUACUGAAAGGAAGAGUGACGAAAACUGAGAGAGACGGCUGGAUAGAAUUUAAAAUAUCAAAUGUGCGGUUUGUGGAUGGAGGCUAUUACAGAUGUAUUGUGCUAGGAACUCAAAACCUCAUCUACAGUGAUUACUAUGUUGAGGUGUCUGAGGUUUCAGGUCACCACAGCCAGUCUCAGCCUUCACUGACAACAACCAUCAAAGCCCCCAACCACUCCACAAUACUCCCAGAAUCCACUGGGCCUGCUCUAGCACAGGACCACAGUGACAGUCCCAGAGUUCCCUGGAGUUUUGGCCUGCCACUAGCUGUCAUUGUGUCAAUUACGGUGAUGAUUUUGAUCACUUCAGUCAUUGGUGUUGUUUGCUGCAGAGUCCAGACAAAACGUAAACUGCCGGACAAAUAUGGAGAAACUCUGUGUGAGUCACUGAAACAAGACGCCCCAACCACUGUCUCUUGACAUAGUGAGUCUCCCGCAGGAAAUGAGUGCCAUAGUCUACACAACGGUGGACUUCAGAGCUCACCAGAAACCGACAGAGGUGUACGCAAACCUGAGGAUGCACAAAACACAAGCGGGAGCCCCUGACUCGACCUGGAGUGCAGAACAUGAUGGGAUGGUGGAGUACUCCACAUUGGCCAUCCACCAGUGAAUACCUGUGAAAGUUUAGUUAGUUUUGAUUGAACUUUGAUUAUUUUACACAUAAAUGUCAGUUCAUGCAGUCAGGCGAGUCAUGCUUAGUGCCACUCAGCCUGUGUAGAGUUUGAAAGACAUUCACCAGGCAGGGAUGAUCUAA
Sander lucioperca (pikeperch) is the source of this 1038-nucleotide messenger RNA. RefSeq lists its product as uncharacterized. The record is from RefSeq and is a predicted model, not a curated record. Lineage: Eukaryota; Metazoa; Chordata; Actinopteri; Perciformes; Percidae. The transcript is spliced from 6 exons. The coding region runs from base 45 to 704 and encodes 219 amino acids.